AGAAACGGCUGCGGGAGUGCGUCGAGCUGCUUGACCAUUUCAAGCAAGGAACUCUGCCUCUGGGAGUGACGGAUGCUCAGCUUUGGCAAGCCCAGAAAAUAAAGCAGAACUAAUUUUCAAAACCACGGAUGGGAUGCAGUGGACUUUACUUUAAAGAAUGAAACCAAAUCCGGCUCAAACUGGGCUCCAUAUGAACACUGAAGGCUGGCUUACGUCCAGGUUUGUUUUUGUAUGAGAACAUGAAACAGUUGGUGCUCUUGCAGGGUUUCAGGGUUGUCAACUGCCAAAACUCCCCAAAACCGACCUAUCCUUCAGCAUGGUGCUUGCCUUAUUUAUGUGCUUCUAAGGUUUAUACUCUUUCUGAGUGUUAAAGACCUAGAACUCUUUGUGUAGUUUGUUAGAUCAUUAUAGUUUGAACUAGUCUCCAGAUUUUUCUUACUGCAUCCCAAGUUCAUUCAAGACUAAGAGGAAAAUCUAUAUUCAGCCAUGAUAGUGGUAUAUCUAUCACAUGUACGUAUGUGGUCUUUUACAAGUCGAAGCUUGGCUCCAUGAGCCUGAGGAAGCAGUGUAAUCGCUUUCGUUCUUUUCCAAUCUGCAGAUUUGAUCAGUGUUAAGGCAGUGGGGGAAAGACACAUCAUCUGUCUUAUCUACUUUGUAACAGUGGGAAUAGCAAACUGACGGGAUAAUGUCUGGUGUAAUUGCUUGAAUAUUUGUGUAGAAUUGACAAAAAACACCCCACAAUCCUUCUAAAAUCAUUUAAAAGUAAAUGGGCUUUCUAAAGUUAGUCUCCUAUUUGUCUAGAAAUACCUGCCAUAAUUCAUUUUGGCUGCUUCUGUCUCUUUAUGUCAUCCAAGAUUCACUCAGUGACACUGGAAUCAUGGCUCUAUGGUGGCCUUACCUAAUGUUGCCGGUCCUUCCUGUGGUUCUUUAUCACUUUGACGGUCUGGUUAAGUUGUUGUAAUGUUGUAGAAUGAAUCUGAAACUGAUCAAAUGCUUUCUUGUGUGGUAGAUGAGAAGGUAAACCUUGAAAAUGCCUCGUACCUUAGUCUAGCUGAAAAGACUGCUGUUAAAAUUUGCUCCCUGUUUCGGGGGAGUUAAUUAAGCCAUUGGAUGUGGUUGCAACCAGUUCAUACAUUCAGCUGACAGUGUGUGCAGGCAGUCGGCAGGAUAAAUUUCAUUCACUAGACAUCCCUUAACUGUCCAUGAAAACUGCCUGGUUCAACUUUACUUUGUGUUUUAAUAUAAAUUAGAAGAUGAUAGCAUGCUAACAUGCUAAAAACGAUAGCUCUCGCUACCCAAACCAUAACAGAAAUUAGAUUUGUUGUACAUAUUGUGUUAAAUGUUAGGGUCCGGUUUCUACGGCACCCCACAAUUGGUAAUGACACUGGUGUUUCGUACUUUUAUGCAUCAGCAUAUUGUUAUUCCAAGUAUUUUACAUUAGCAUUAGCAUGUUUAGCUUCUUAAAGGGAGCUUUUUCUGUGGUGAAUACUUUUGGCUUGCUUUAAAGCGUUAUCAUACUGUAUCUCACAACGCAGUCACUAUUUUUCUUUUACUUGUGAAGAUAACAACUUUUGUUGAAUUUUGUUGAAUUACUGCAAACAUGUCAAACUGUUAUAUUUGUCAAAGGAGUAAGGUUAUUUUUCAAAAGCUCCCCAAGUGCAAUGCAUUGUCCCUGAAAUAUGAUUAAAUGAGUGAUGUAAAUAAAUAAGUAGAUUAGCAAUAACUGGUUAAUCUAUUGAUUUGAAACCAUUUUCUCAGUGGUUUUUAUAUAUUCAAGUUAAUAUUAAAUACCCUGAGCAGUAACUUUCUUUUAGUUAUUUUCACAGCAGUGCUCUCUUUAUAAGUCAUAUGAACUGACUUAACCCAAAUCAUUCGGUGCUCAUUACUGUCUGAUUGUUAUCAUUAUGCACUUAUUACAGGCCAUCAUCCACCCCGACACAGGGGAGAAGAUCCUCAUGCCUUUUCGGAUGUCAGGUUUCAUCCCGUUUGGCACACCAGUGGUUGUUGGCCUCCUUCUCCCUAAUCAAACACUUGCAUCUACCGUCUUCUGGCAGUGGUUGAACCAAAGUCACAAUGCCUGUGUUAACUACAGCAACCGCAAUGCCUCCAAGCCAGCUCCAGCUUCCAAGUUCCUGCUGGGAUACCUUGGGGCAGUUACCAGUGCAGUAUCCAUUGCUGUUGGGUUAAACGUUUUAAUCCAGAGAGCGAGCCGCUUCAGCCCAACCACCAGGCUUUUGGUGCAGAGGUUCAUCCCCUUCCCAGCAGUGGCGAGUGCAAAUGUCUGCAACGUGGUGCUCAUGAGACACUCUGAGCUGUCAGAGGGCAUCAGCGUGCUCGACAACAACGGCAACGUGGUGGGAACAUCAAGAGUAGCUGCCAAGCAUGCUCUCUUGGAGACAGCCCUGACCAGAGUAGUCAUGCCCAUGCCAAUCCUGGUGCUUCCUCCCCUGAUCAUGUCUGCACUGGAAAAGCUCCCUCUCCUGCAGAGACAAAAGAGGCUCGUCCUGCCUGUCCACAGUCUCGUGUGUCUCGCUGCCUUCAGCCUGGCUCUGCCGCUUGCCAUCAGUUUGUUUCCACAGAUGUCGCAGAUCAGUGUAGAUCAGCUGGAGCCAGAGAUCGCCAUGGCAACCGACUGUAAGAUUGUGACAUACAAUAAAGGACUUUGAGGGAUCGCUACCAAAACUGAAAUGUGAAGAAAGGACGCGCAGCCCGUCGUGGCUCGAGCCGCCCCGACGCUGCCAGGGAAUUAAUUGUGUCAAAUUUGGCUGCUGCUGCAGUGGCUUUAGCACACGUUUGGACAACAACAGCUGAUACGAAGAAUCAGCAGCAACAGUGAUAAGAAAAUAUGUAUCACAACACGAGGAGACAAAGCCAAACAAGUGCAUUUUGAGGGUAACAGCCCAGUUAGGCUGAUUAAUUAGGUUAACAAAACCCAUAAGCUUGCUUGGUUCCUUGAGGCUUUUUCCACAACGAGCAGACCGCUAACCAUAGAUCAAAGAUGGGCAAAUUAAAAUGUCUGGACAAAUAAAUGUGUAAACUGUGAAUGAAAUGAAGAUACAAAUGCUUCCCGCCUUUUUUUUUUU
Molecule: messenger RNA, 3083 nt
Organism: Haplochromis burtoni (Burton's mouthbrooder)
Lineage: Eukaryota; Metazoa; Chordata; Actinopteri; Cichliformes; Cichlidae
Gene: sfxn5a
Product: sideroflexin 5a
Exons: 13
Coding region: 1905-2666 (253 amino acids)
Biological process (GO): mitochondrial transmembrane transport; citrate transport; monoatomic ion transport
Cellular component (GO): mitochondrial inner membrane
Molecular function (GO): monoatomic ion transmembrane transporter activity; citrate transmembrane transporter activity
Source: RefSeq, a predicted model, not a curated record